Messenger RNA from Rubroshorea leprosula, 615 nucleotides. The record is from the annotation of a GenBank genome assembly. NCBI's taxonomy places the organism in Eukaryota, Viridiplantae, Streptophyta, Magnoliopsida, Malvales, Dipterocarpaceae.
GAGAUGAAGCCGUUAACUUUUUUUUUUUUUUUCUCCUUGUGCACAAUCGCGUCCCAUUAGUGAAUUACCUUUUUUCAGGGCUGGUGACUUCAAAAUGGUUCCCGGGGGAUUUAUACCAGCGAGGAAAAUUGGUGCUGCCAACGGUGAGAAAGUCGUGCUUCCAUUCACUUUGCCAAGUGUUGAGAAGGGCGAGGCCAAGGCCAUAAUCGGUGGUGAUAAAGAAAAGGGAAAGAAGGUCACCGAGGUAAUCAACUCUGAUUCCAAUGAGAGCAAUAGCCAUCAGUCCAGUAGCAAUGAUGCCUUGUCUGAGAGUGAGAAUGGUUCCAAACAGAGGGGCAAAGUUGCUAACUCUCAAGGCAGCAUUGACAUGAACAGGGUUGCCCCCGAAGAAUUUGAAUCAGAUGUGGGCAAUGCUUCGAAGAAAUCCGUCUCCAGCAAAGGCAAAAUGGACACUAGCACGCCAGUCAUGAGCUUAGCGAAGAAAGUUUUUUGUCCCGACGAAGCUGAGCAUAGUGGCUAGUCAUCCGUAACUCUAGCUAAGUCACGUGAGAUCAACGAUUCGACCAUGAGGCCACUCAAGAAUCUUGACGAGAUGAAUAAGAACAAGGAUGUUUC